Messenger RNA from Entrophospora candida, 534 nucleotides. NCBI's taxonomy places the organism in Eukaryota, Fungi, Glomeromycota, Glomeromycetes, Entrophosporales, Entrophosporaceae. The record is from the annotation of a GenBank genome assembly.
AUGCCUAGAGUACGUAUACAAUCUGAUGCACCCCUAUUUUCUCAGGAAGAUUAUUCUUAUAUUAUGCAAUGUCGUGAUAUGAAACCAAGAUAUAAGAUUUUGAACGACUUGACAGGUAAAUAUAAAACAUCAACAAAGCGUAUUUACCAGAUUUGGAGGGGUGAAGAGGCUAAUAGAGUUCUCUGGGAUCAACCUAUACCCGAUCCUUAUGAAGAAAAUGAUAUACAUUACCGAAUUUCUGACUCUCACUUACCAAGUACUGAUAAAAUUAAUAUCGGUACUAUGAAUGACCUUCAUAUAGGAUCCCAGUCUUUAGAUAGGGGCAGAGCUUAUCCCAUGUCUCAAAGAGACAGCCCUACGAGCCUGCUAAGCAAUAAUGUAUCAGGAGAACAAACUCAACCAAAUAAGCAGACAAAAACAAAGAUUCGAAGCUCUACUUCCAUAGAUAAUACAUCUAGAAUGGAGGCCGAUCUUGAAAAAUUAAUGAAAGAUACUGAAAAAUUAGCACCUAUGUGCCCAUCUUUGCCUCAGUAA